GUUUGGUUUGUUAAUUUUGGCUUUCUUCCAGCACCUUGUGCACAUUCUUUGAUGGCCAAGAAGCGCUCGUUUGUGUGCCGUAGAUUGCUCGUUAAUGGUAGCAUGUGUGUGAAGUGAAGAAGCUUUGCGGCUGUGGAAGUGAACAACAACAAGCAAGUGGUAGUGAAUGCUUUCUAAGGUGAUUUAGAAAGAAUUUCAUGUAAUUUGGCUGAAAGAAAUAUAUAGAAAGAUUUAUGCUAAGGUGCUUAAGUGUUCUUAAAGUGAAAUUUCAUGCUGGAAGCGUGGGAAAAUUUCUUAUAAAAAAACAGUGCUCUCAUAUAUAUUUAAAGUGCUCUUAUUAGUAGAAGUGUGGAAAAAGUAACGGUAAUUUACUUUCAAGAGUUCUGAAGAAUUAUAUAAAAACCUGGAAUUGAAUUUUUAUUGAAAAUUUAUGUGAAAGGUGGAAUUUUGAACGCUCCAAGUAUAUAAUAUAUAUAUAUCAUUGCAUUUUAAUUGCUUUUGGUAGCGCCAUCAAUUUGCAUGAACAUGUCAUCGUCGGUGAUUGCGGGGCAAGCAUUUAUGUGAGUGAGUGCGCGUAUGUUUAGUGUGUUUACAACGCAUACACACACACAAGCAGAAGUUUUGCUUUCAGAAAUACGCACACAUGCAAGCGAAAUCGUUAAAACGCCAUGCACCUAUGGAAUAUAUGGUCGCUGCUCAUCAUCGGCCAAUGUUGGAAUCUCGGCGAUGUUAUCCGACUAGUUGAUGCGGGCAUUCUCAACACCAUCUUAGGCGUUCCCAGCGAGUGUGUACAUCAGAACAGCGUGUGGCCAUGUAAAUUGUCCUUCUCUUGUUGGCUGCAAGGUGGACGUCAUGCAAAGGGAUGUGGCGCCAAUAAAUGGCUAUUUUCCUGUUGCAUCGGUGGCAAUGGCAACACCAACACAGCGAACAAUGUGGCCAACGCAGUAACAGCGGCGCAGUAUGGACCUUAUCAGGGAAAUAAUGAGCAAACGCCAGUUGUUAAUCUCGUCGGCAAUACGCUGAACGAUUACAAGCGACUGGCAGCUAGCGGUACCAGUGGUGUGGGUGCUGUUGGCAACGGAGAUGGCGGUGGUGUGCUGCCCAAGCGCGUAAUGCUAAAGCGCCGCAAUGAAAACGAUGUCUUCAGCAAGCCCGAAUGCGGUUUACCACGCGCCGCUCAACGUACGCUACAGAAGCGCAUUAUCGGUGGCAGGUCUGCGAAUUUCGCCGAAUAUCCGUGGCAGGCGCAUAUACGCAUAGCGGAGUUCCAAUGUGGCGGUGUCUUAGUUUCGCACAAUAUCGUCGCGACGGCGGCACAUUGCAUACAACAGGCGAGACUGCAGGAUAUCUCAGUAUUUCUGGGUGAGCUGGAUACACAGAAUUUGGGACAUAUACAUGAACCUUUGCCAGUGGAGAAGCAUAAUGUUAUACAGAAGAUUGUGCAUCCGCGUUUUCAGUUUCGCAUGACACAACCAGAUCGCUUCGAUGUGGCACUACUCAAGCUGGCCAAACCGACGGGGUUUAGCGAUCACAUUCUACCAAUUUGCCUGCCGCAAUUUCCCAUCACUUUAAUCGGCCGUAAAGGCUUGAUCGCUGGUUGGGGCAAGACCGAGGCGAGUAUGGGUCACACCGGUACUAAUAUGUUGCAAGUAGCAACUGUACCAAUCAUUACUUCCUUCGACUGCAUACGCUGGCAUGAGAGCAAGCGUAUCAAUGUGGAACUUUAUAGCGAAAUGUUCUGUGCGGGGCACUCGGAUGGACAUCAGGAUGCAUGUUUGGGUGACUCUGGUGGGCCGCUGAUUAUUAAAGAACGCGGUCGUUUCAUAUUGGUUGGCAUCACUAGCGCCGGCUUUGGCUGUGGCGUCGAUCAUCAGCCGGGCAUUUAUCACAAUAUACAAAUGACUGCUAAAUGGAUACAGGAAAUGAUAGUGCGACAUGCCUGAGCGAGGCAAAUGCAUGAAGACAAUAUAAUCGUUAAAUAUAUAAUUAAUAUUAAAUAUUUGUAUUUUAUAUAGAGAAUUAGUUGAAUUUUAUUGCAAGGCAUUUAGCGAAUUUAUGUGGAAUAUUAAUUGAUUAAAAUUAAUAAUUUUAAUUUUCAAUAUUUUAG
Molecule: messenger RNA, 2107 nt
Organism: Zeugodacus cucurbitae (melon fly)
Lineage: Eukaryota; Metazoa; Arthropoda; Insecta; Diptera; Tephritidae
Product: serine proteinase stubble
Exons: 7
Coding region: 669-1943 (424 amino acids)
Biological process (GO): proteolysis
Molecular function (GO): serine-type endopeptidase activity
Source: RefSeq, a predicted model, not a curated record